[Torrubiella] hemipterigena is the source of this 5176-nucleotide messenger RNA. Lineage: Eukaryota; Fungi; Ascomycota; Sordariomycetes; Hypocreales; Clavicipitaceae. The record is from the annotation of a GenBank genome assembly.
CUUGUGCCUCAAAAAAUGGCUACGCUAUGCUAGUGGCAUUGGCUGCAGCCUCCAAAACUUUCCGACGCCUCUUUGAUUCUUGCCUUUGCAAAUUAUAGGCAGAGAAUAUCGCACCAGGGGCAAAUAGCCAACGGCGAGGGCAGCAUCCAACGGCGGAUUUCAUAAGAAUGGGGCACUGCGCGAUCAUCCGCGAAGCUGGCGUACAGCCUACUCCACCAGAGCCUGGUCCAAAAGUGCGCCAAUAGCCAAGAGCCACCCCUCAAUUACCCAGAACCCUGUGUGUGGGGGUGCAUGUUAUUGUGCUUGCUCGCAUGCGAGCACAACCCUGAAAAAAAGACGCUUAGCAAACAAACCACGCCAUCUUCUAGAAAGCUUCCUUUCUGCACAGCACUGUGACUGGAAGAAGGCUGCGGUUGGCUGAAUCUCAUCACACAUAUACGCCAUGGCAAACACAGUGAACGCCACCGAUGUCCCCGGCACCAUCCACCUAGUAGACGUCGACCAGACUGCCGCAGAGCGACAUGUCGGCGUCACAAAGGAUAUCCUUUUGGUGCCGACGCCAUCCAAUGAUGCAAAUGAUCCGCUCAACUGGUCAGUGGGCAGAAAGCGCAUGCAGCUCUUCUGCGUCUUGCUCUUCACCUUUAUGAACGGCAUGUCUUUGUCUGUCGUCUACUCAGUCUUGGUACCCCUUUCCAAGAACCUAGAUGUAUCCGUCAACGAUCUCAAUGCUGGCACAGGCUACAUGUUUCUCCUGUUAGGCUGGAGUCUGCUCUUCUGGAUGCCCUUUUCGCUACAAUAUGGAAAGCGAGUAACAUAUCUCAUUUCUAUGCUUGGCUGUGUCGCAACGUCUCUCUGGUCCCCGUACGCCCGAGGCCAAGGACAAUGGGUAGCGCGCAACAUUGUGAUUGGAUUCAUUGCCAGCCCCAUCGAAGGUCUUCCUGGUGCUUCCAUUACCGACAUUUACUUUGCGCAUGAGCGUGGCACCUACAUGGGCUGGUUUGGAUGGUCACUCACCACGUCCAACUACUUCGCCCCCGUCAUUACCGGUUUCAUCAACGACGGCCUUGGCUUCAAGUGGCCUUUCUUUAUCAUGGCCAUCGUGUGCUUUGCUACCUUUUUGUUCCUCUUCUUUUUCCUUGAAGAAACAAACUAUAACCGUGUCACCCCUGUCGUUGAGCAAUCCGAGCCAGUAGAACAAACUGAUGCAUCGCCCGUGGAGAAGAAGCAGAUAGAAGAAGCCGCUGAACCGCAACUGCAGGGCAAACCCAAGACAUUUGUCGAAAAGUUGGCCAUUCUCGACCCGGAAUGGCGAUCUCGUCCUUUCCUUAUGGGCUGGCGUGCGUGGCAGAGUGUCAAGUUCCUCAGCUGGCCAACCAUCUUUUACGCCGGAUUCUCAUACGGCACAUAUUUGAUCUGGUUCAACAUUCUCAACGCCACAGCCUCUCCAAUUCUAUCCGCGCCACCGUACAACUUCAAGCCUAGCUUUGUCGGCUUGGCAUACAUUUCCUGCCUCAUCGGAACCGUCAUCGGUUCAUUCUACACCGGCAUCUUUUCGGAUUGGUUCAUUAUCCGUAUGGCCCGUCGCAACAAGGGCAUCUACGAGCCCGAGCAGCGUCUAUGGCUCUACACUGUCAUGCUGGUCCUCGUGCCUGGCUCUCUCCUGCUCUGGGGCGUCGGGGCUGCCCAUGAGAUUCACUGGUUCGGCCUCAUGAUUGCCAUGAUGCUCCUCGCCAUAUGCGCCAACUCCGGCGUGGCCAUGAGCAUCUCGUACCUCGCCGACUCCUUCCGCGAAAUCACCGCCGACGGCCUCACUACACUGAUGCUCAUUCGCAACACCAUCAGCUUCGCCAUCGGCUACGGCAUCACGCCCUGGGUCGAGAACCUCGGCCUGCAGAACUGCUUCAUCAGCGUCGCCUUUGUCGGCCUCGCCAUCGUAGCAACCUAUCUCGUCGUCAUCAAGUUUGGCAAAGGCUGGCGAGCAAGCAAGCGCGAGGCCUACGCGGAGGAAAUCAGAGUGCGCAAGGAGAAUAAUUCCCAAUAGUGUAUAUAUAAGUGUAUGUAGUGUGGAAACAAUUACAUCUCGGGGGUAUUAAGAAACUAUCAAAAUAUCAAAUACUAAUGUCUGCAAAAACAACAAAUCGCUGGAGUCUAUGGUCUCUGUGUUGUACCAUGCACCGACAAGAAGUGUAACGCCGUCCAUAAAACAAUGUAUCCAAGCACUGAACCUCUAUACAAAACAUGCUGAGCGCCAAAUCACAAGGUUUAAUCAUCUUCUAGACCAUACUCUGCAUCCAUUUCCUCAUGGUCGUCGUCAUCGUAUCCAGCAGCCUCAUCGUCACCGGCAACACUCUCCUCUGGAGCAUCGUCAUCUUCGUCUUCCGCGCCAAGGGUACUACCUGCCAGACUGGUCUUACGACUAGUAGCUGCCGAGCCCAGUCCGUCGGCGUUGGGGCCGUCAAAGAUGCUGCGGAUAGCAUCGUAGUUGAUUCUCUUAGACCAGGCACGAUCCUUUGCCACAGAGAUGGCAGCCUCGGCAGCCGAGUUGGCCGGGCUGGUCUGUCCCUCGCCCAUGCGGGCUCUCUUUCUGCGCUUUCGGGUUUGCUUUGGUCGCUCGGCCUCCACCUUACGUCUAAAGACUUUCUCCUGAUGCUGGCGCAGCCAGUCCUUGUUUUGGUUGACCCAAAUGGUCUCUUUGAUGCGGGCCUCCUCGGGAGACAGCAGACAGUUGAGCACUUCAAGAUCGUCUGCAAACUCGUCCUCGCCGACUUCGGCCGCCAUGGAGAUUUCACGCUGCGGUCGCUGGUUAAGCGCCCAGUUGGAGUGAAUGCGGGCACGCUGUUCGGCAUUGGAGUAGGCGAGAGCGUGUUCGUAGGUCAGCGGAUCGUUGAACAUUUCUUCAAUCUCACCCUCCAAGUCGUUUUCGUCCUCCUCCCAUUCUUCAUUAAUUGGCAGUUGGGGCUUCUUACGCUUCCCACGGCCUGACGAUUCUUUGCCUCCAUUUUCAUCGUCUUCCUCCUCCAUGGCGUCGCCAAAUUCAUCAGCGAGCUUUUCGAGGGACUCUUCAUCGACGUCAUCUCCGGUUUCUGCUGCCUUGUCGUUCUUCGGCAGAUCUUGUGAGAUUUGUGAGGGCAGCGGUGGGAUAAUAAAGCCAUCCGCGUCACGGCGGAAAUUGAUCGCUGGUGCAUCAGACAUAUCUGCACCAGCAUCAGUCAUGCGUCGUGUUCUCGACUGUGCCGGUGCUGAUGGCAUAUCCGUCUCGUCCUCAUUUUCAGGUAUAUCCAACAGCUUGCGACGUUUGCGUCCGUUCUCAUCCUGUUGCUGGCGGAAGUCGUCCGAUUUUUUAUAAAAUGAUGGCGGGUCAUGGGAACUUUCUAGGAAAUCUUGCUUCAGGAAGUCUUCGACAGACAUGCGACUUGAUUCUGUAAUGUUGAAUUCUUGCAGACGGUUUUGAAUCGUGUGGUUGGUGACUUUGACAAUGUAAACAACCUCGCGCACUGUUCGGCGGAAGUUGUGCAUACGCGCAGCCAUUAGCAAGCAUGCACCGCAAAUACCAGAGGGACGACGACCCAUAACCAUCCAAUCUCUACUCAUGCGCUUGACUAGACGAACAGCAUCUUCGGCAACCUUUGCCGUCUCCUGGUGGAACUCCAUCUUGGUGGCAAAGCGCCAGAUGAGAUCCUCGGGGUAUACUGGAAUCAGGCCGUCGUUGCCAAUAGGCACCACUUCGUUUAGCUUUUUGAAGAUGCGGCCCAGCUUGAAGACAUUGAGCUGAACAAGAUCCGCCAGAUCGAUAAGCAUGACCUUGCAUGGCGGCUCUGCACGACAAGCUGCAUAAAGACAAACGGCAGCAACACUGGCUAGUGUACGGCCUUGAAUGAAGUUGGCACCCGAUGCGAGCUUGAAGACCUGAGUGCCUGCAGUGACCAGACUCUCGCUGACAUUCAGCUGCUGAGCAUAACCCUGCAUAAGACCCUUUGCUUCACGAAUACUUUUCUCGCGGUCUUCAGAACCGCCUGCUCUUCUAAAGGCAGGUCCCAUGCUUCUGAUACCGGCCUGAUCCGCACCCAAAAAGGCACCCUGCACGACGGCAGCACCGGAGCUGGUCUCGCCAAACUGCACUUCGGCAACGAUAUUGCUGUCAUCAGCGACACGACCGCAAGUUCUGCAGGUUCCGUCGACGACGUUGGGUUUAGGACAAGCCUUAUUAGGACACUGCUGGCGCGCUGGAGGGGCAACAGAGCCCUUGUUCAUGUUGGCCGAGGCCUGUUGGGAUGCGGCGUUGGCAUUGCGACGUUCCUCACGCUCGCGCAUGGCUCGGACGGGAUUCGGAUUGGCAAAGCGAGGUCUUGGGCCGUCGCCCUUUGCGCCAAGGCGGGACUUGGGCGCGAUGAAGGAAGACAUGGCGACUGCUGGUGCUGUUGUAUACAAUAUACUGGUGGUGAUGGUGGAUGGCACCGCGGUCGCAGUUUGAUAGUGGGCAGCCAGAUGCUGCGGGUAAGGUAAGAUACGGCUCCUGCUGUGUAUGCGGUGUUUGUAUUGUUUGUAGUCGAUAGUAUAGAUAUGUAAAAGAAACUGAUGCCGCGUUGGCGGGUGCAGAGACUUUGCGUGGUCGUCGCGUGGGUUGGUGACGAGAGGUGACUGACACGCGAGGUGGGCGGCGGGAAAAAAAGUCUGCUGUGAUUUUCUGCAGCGCUGCCGUCGUGCGGUGGGCGACGGCCGGAAGCAGGAUGGCCACCACAACAAGCAACAGGCAGCGAGUUUUUGGCUGAGUCAUCGCGCGACCGAGGCCUCGUGUUCGAUCCGCCAGCCGAGCCACAUUUUCGUUGGAUUUUGUGUGGUGUGGUUGUACGCUUGUUGCCAAUUAUUUUCAAUACUUUCAUAACAUUUGAACAGAAUAAGAAACGCCAUAAAACAAGUUUGCUAUGUUUCAACAUUUAUUCUUUGUUUUAUUUAUCCUCCAACAAUAUAGUAUAACACUGCUGGUUGGUCUCAGCAAUAUGUACUCUCAUAAACAAGCACUCCAAAAGCACUUCUCCAAUAUCGCACAUUGUCUGUUUCCCAGACUCUCAAUUCUAUAAAUUCCAGUUUCCACACAAACCUCGGUACAGCUCAUAAACCUUUACCGCCUGUAAGCAUUCAUCGCCUUCUGCAUCAUCGGGGAAUGUCGCUUCCUGUC